AUGAGUACAUCCUCUACUUCGAUUCAAGGUCAUAUUCCAAGUUCAUGUAUACCAACAACCAAAGAAUCAUUACCUGAAGGUAGACCAGCCUUUUAUCUUGAUAAUAGUAUCAUUGUGGACACUUCAUAUGGAGUAGACUCUAGAUUAAAGUUAAUGGUUCCUGCAGACCACUGUGUAUUGAUUGAUUCAAACUACUAUCAAUCUAUUAAACCCAUUGCAGUGUAUCACAAAUUAAUUAAAGAGAUUCCAUCUACAUCCCCUCAAUCGGUCCCAAUUACAUAUUACAAAGGAUGGGUUCCUGGAUCAUCUAGUUUUAAUGCAUCAACUAUUCAAGCGUGUGAUGAUCAAUCAAAUGUUGGUAAUUUAUUCAACUAUGGAUCAAGUAUUCCCAGUCAAACUACCCUAUCUAAAAAUGUUGAUAUAGGAAUUGGAACAUUUGAAAUCUAUCAAACCAUUCUGGUUUACGGUGUCAGUCCAUCCUUUUCUGUAUGCUCAGUGUACAGAGAUGAUUUGUAUGCAAUCAAUGUAACCAAUAUUAGAACUGACCCAAAUCCUGAUAGUGAUGUAAUCUCAUACUUGACUGGAAGGGGUGCAAGUAGAUGGCAUUAA
Messenger RNA from Cavenderia fasciculata, 609 nucleotides. RefSeq lists its product as uncharacterized. Lineage: Eukaryota; Evosea; Eumycetozoa; Acytosteliales; Cavenderiaceae. The transcript is spliced from 3 exons. Gene Ontology annotation, biological process: regulation of aggregate size involved in sorocarp development. The record is from RefSeq and is a predicted model, not a curated record. The coding region runs from base 1 to 609 and encodes 202 amino acids.